This is a messenger RNA of Mytilus trossulus (common blue mussel), 2053 nucleotides long. RefSeq lists its product as uncharacterized. The record is from RefSeq and is a predicted model, not a curated record. Lineage: Eukaryota; Metazoa; Mollusca; Bivalvia; Mytilida; Mytilidae. The transcript has 10 exons. The coding region runs from base 69 to 1991 and encodes 640 amino acids.
GUUCUCCUUUCAAUGUGAAAUUCAUUUAUUUGAUAUAUAAUUUAUUUCACUUACGUUCUUACUUAAGAAUGUUUGCUUGGAUUUUAUUCUUUAUAACUUUUCAUUAUACAACUAGUAUUUACCAAGUUGUGAAGGAAGGUAAAUCCUGGGAGGAUAGCCAAAGGUAUUGUUACCUGAACAAUGGUCAUCUUGCUCAUGUAUAUAGCAUGAAUCUUAUACCUUCCAGUUGGAAAAGUAGCAAUGGACUAUGGGUAGGAGGCUUGCUGAAUGACAAAGGAUUUAAUUGGAUUACCAAAACUAAAGGAAAAGACGCAGAAAUCCCUUUAGCACCGCUGAUAUUUCAUAGGAGAUGUUACAGACCAUCGUUUAUACUGGGAGGUCAUGCUAUUCAGAAUUUGUCAGCAGAAAAGUGUUUCAAGCAAUGCAAGUGGAAGGGUGUAAUUGGACUUAAAAGUUUUUAUUGUUUAUGUGAAGAAAACUUGCGAAAUUUUAGUCGUACCAUAGACGACCAUUGUGAUGUAAUGUGUGAUGGGAAUCCAUCCGAACUCUGUGGAGGACCGAAAGGAGUAUCCAUGUACAAUCUCAACAACAAGGCUGUGUUAUGGGGGGCCAAUGAGCCUAAUGACAAAUUCGAAUGUGUUUACAUUAGGAAACAACACGGUCAGAAUGAUUUACUAUGGCUGACUUCCUCCUGCAACAUGAGAAUGAGAUAUAUCUGCCAUUUUGAGGACCACGAAGCAUGUGGUGUAAAGAAACACUGUCUAAGAUCGUCCAUUCAACCUGAUACAUGGCAAGCGUCAAUGGAAGGUUGUCGUCUACUUAAUGGUACAACUGCUAUAGUUGACGUAACUAUGAUGUAUGAUAACAAGGAUAUAAGUCUGCUUCCACCAGGAGAAUAUUGGAUUGGAUUAAAACGUUCUCGUAGAUGGGAAUGGAUCAAUGGAUUACCAAUAUCUUCCAGUUUAUUCCGUCAUCGUAAAACAUUUGCUGACAAUGAUAAGUGUGUCGCUUUGUCUAAUGUGGAUAGUUCACUUGGUCUUGUGCCUUCUUCUUGCUCACAGAAAAGACCUUUUAUAUGUCAGUAUGACAUUAGGGAUAGUGAAGCACACAAAUUCCAACAUUCGGACUCAAUACAAAGUUACGAAGAUACAACAAGGAGGUCACAAAAUAUGACACCAUAUAUGGACUCGGAAAUACUGAUUAGAAAAAGCCGAAACGCCUCAAACUCGAGUGAUCAAAAUACUUUAGAGAACACGGAGGAUUAUCAGACAUUCUUGUAUAAGUCAGUAAUGUAUCUUGCAAUAGGGGUAGCAGCAGGCAUGGGAUUUGUAUUUUCACUUUGUAUAAUAAUAUACGUUGGCAAAAGAUGCAGGUCGAGAACAACCGAAUUCAAGACGGUGCGAUAUCCAAAAGGAAUGGAAAAUCCUAUUUUGCGAUAUGCAAAUGACACAAAUGGUAAUCACGCACCACCCUCAGAACCAGAGGUCCUUUAUGAAAUCCCAUGUGAUGCUCAAGAAUCACCAUUUCGAACAACACAAAGAAUUUUACAACAGAACUAUGUAAUAAGUAGGGAUGGCUUUCCUACUAAUUCCUGGAGACGAAAGAACAAUGGAAGCCAACAGCGUCAACGACAACCGGAAGUGAGGAAUAUUCAUCCGUAUUCCGAAAGAUCAUAUGGAGAUACAAGUUAUAUUAUUCAUAAUGUUCGUGCACAAUGCCACCCGUCUGCAAAACCCCAAGGUCAACCAAUUGACAUAACUUAUACUGGAAGUCUAGAUACAAGGCUACGAAAGCCAUCGCACAAUCAGCAAAAUAGUGAUGUCAGACUUUCGGACACAUAUAGUUUGCCUGACCAAGGUCGAAAACUCAGUGAACCCAUUUUGCAUGUUGAUACAAGUGACUUAUACGCAUGCGUUGAGAAAGCACUGCAAGACUCAGAAGAUGACUACUAUGAUAACACUGAUCAAAACAUUCGAGUUACUGUAUGUUAAUAUGUGUUAUGAAUUCAACUUGUAACAUAUUGUAAAAAAAUUAUAAAAAUAUGUAAACCAAA